AUGAACUUGCUGAAGGCCGUGAGGCGGCUGAAGCCUGGCUGUGUCCCAGCAGGAGUGAGCUGCCGCUGCCGCUCGCCAGAGGUGCCAGUGACAUUUGACGACGUGUCCGUCUAUUUCAACAACAAGGAAUGGGAGAAGCUGGAGGAGUGGCAGAAGGAGCUGUACAAGAACGUGAUGAAGGGGAACUACGAGUCACUGAUCUCCCUGGACUAUGCAAUUUCCAAACCUGGUGUUUUGUCUCAGAUCGAGCAAGGAGAGGAAUCGCGGGGCAGGAAUGAGCAGGACUUGGAGGAGAGUGAGAUCAUUACUGAUGCCACUGCAGCUGGAAUAAGGGUUGUGAUCAAAACGGAGGAGCUCCUUCCUGAAGACAGCCCUGAAAACCCCGAGCUGCAUGGGAUGUCAGGGCAGUCAGAGGGGAGCUUCCAGAGCCCAGAUGAGGAGGCAGCCUGCGAGAGCCCCUACGGCUCCGUCUCCCCUCCGAGGGACCUCCCGGGAACCAGCCUGGGGGACUCCUCCGAAUAUGGAGCUGACUUCAGCGAGAUCCAGAGAGUCAUCGUUCACCAUGGGAGCUGCACAGAGGAUGGGAUCGUGAUCAAGACGGAGGAGGAGGAGGAGGAGGAUGCCCCCGACACGCUGGAACCGUGCACCAUGUUCUCGGGCAGAACCGAGCCGCCGGCAUUCCCCAGCCACGAGGCUGGGCUGGGCUGUGAGGCACAGUGCAGCUCCAAGACACAGCCCAGGAGCCUGGCAGCCCGCGUGAGGAAACCCUCUGCCUGCGAGAGGGACUCCGGGGAGAUGAAGCCAGGCACUGCCCAGCAGCGAAACCGGACCAGGGAGAGACCCUACAUCUGCCCCGAGUGCGGGAAGAGCUUCAUGCUCAAGAUCAACUUCAUGAUCCACCAGC
Acanthisitta chloris (rifleman) is the source of this 904-nucleotide messenger RNA. RefSeq names its product zinc finger protein 777-like. The record is from RefSeq and is a predicted model, not a curated record. Gene Ontology annotation, biological process: regulation of DNA-templated transcription. NCBI's taxonomy places the organism in Eukaryota, Metazoa, Chordata, Aves, Passeriformes, Acanthisittidae. The annotation marks the transcript as partial. The transcript is spliced from 5 exons.